Molecule: messenger RNA, 1410 nt
Organism: Frankliniella occidentalis (western flower thrips)
Lineage: Eukaryota; Metazoa; Arthropoda; Insecta; Thysanoptera; Thripidae
Product: zinc finger protein 3-like
Exons: 1
Coding region: 222-1259 (345 amino acids)
Biological process (GO): regulation of transcription by RNA polymerase II
Molecular function (GO): RNA polymerase II cis-regulatory region sequence-specific DNA binding; DNA-binding transcription factor activity
Source: RefSeq, a predicted model, not a curated record
GAUGAGUGGCUCCCCAACGUUAUGUUUGGGACGUUAUUUCCGAUCAAUCGCUGCCGCACACCUCACACCUGACGCGUGUCUCUGUUGCAGGCCCAGCCCUCGCCGCCGGCUCCUCUCCGGGCUAAGCAAGCGGCGCCCCCGUCCUGCACGUGCACGUCGUGUCGGUGGUGGGGCGGUCCUCGGUGCAGGCGGUCCCGGCAAGCUCUAACGCGGUGGUGUUAAUGUCGGCAGGUGCGCGGCCCGGGACCCCACCAGGACGAGUGGCGUCCGACUGGAGGGACACGGAGAUGAAGAACGAGCAGCGCGUUGUCGAGCGCGGCGAUGAUCCACCUGGACUCGAAUUUGCCGACUGUAUGUCGGUCCCGAAUAUCGAUGCAGAACCGUGCGGCAUUGAUCCUCUAGGACGAGAGGUGGCCGACUGGAAGCCGGAUCCGGAGACCACGUUCGACACGAGCGGUGUCGAGCACGCCGAGCGUCUAAAGGGUACGGUCACCAGGAGCUACCCACUCCGAGGCCGCCGCGAGGAGGACUCUGAGGACUAUGCUGAGGCCCUGGUUGUCGUCGCCGACGCGGUGCACCCUCAGCCCUCACCGCUCGCCGAUUUGGCUUCCAGUGACCAACCCAGUGAUGUGCUCUGCGACGACGACGUCGACCCGACUCACCUACAUUGCGAAGGUCGGAGCGAUCAGACUCGCAGCGGCCAAUGUGAAGGGAGUCCCAGCCCCAGCAGCAGCCCGAUGAAGAAAGUGUCGCGUGCGGGCUUCAAGUGUAAAUACUGCCGCAAAACUUGCAUUUCGAAAUUCGAGUUAGAAAAGCAUCUACGUGUACACACCGGCAAGAGGCCAUUCAAAUGUGAAACAUGUGAGCAGACUUUUACUCGUAAAGAAAACUUGGCGGUGCACAUCAGAACCCACACAGGCGAGAAACCCUAUGUGUGUGACUUCUGCAAGCAGCGAUUUUCUCUAAAGCAUCAUCUUGUUACACACACUAGGAAACACACAGGUGAAAAACCUUAUCAGUGCGACUUCUGCAAGCAGCGUUUUUCUCAAAAAUCUAACCUUGUUAAACACAUUAGGACACAUACUGGAGAGAAGCCUCAUCGGUGCGACUUCUGCAAGCAUCGUUUUGCUGAUAGAAGUACCCUUGUUCAGCACUUCAGGACACAUACCGGAGAGAAGCCGUACAAGUGUGAUCAGUGCGAGAAAUGUUUUGCUCAGACAAGUCAUCGCACGAAACACGUCCGAAACCAUCACACAUAAAUGCGAGUGAUAGAUUAAUUAACAAACAAGUUUGUUCGCCAGAUUGAUUUCUAACAUAUUUGCCGAUUCUUAUGUAGUGUUGUUUGGUUCUUCCUAAUCUUGAAAGUAGUACGUACACACUGAUUGCGAUUAAAACUUUUUAUUCCCUACA